This is a messenger RNA of Musa acuminata subsp. malaccensis (wild Malaysian banana), 2929 nucleotides long. RefSeq names its product glutamate receptor 2.9. Gene Ontology annotation, molecular function: ligand-gated monoatomic ion channel activity; signaling receptor activity. Lineage: Eukaryota; Viridiplantae; Streptophyta; Magnoliopsida; Zingiberales; Musaceae. Gene Ontology annotation, cellular component: plasma membrane. The record is from RefSeq and is a predicted model, not a curated record.
CUGUGCCGCAGACAGAAGACAGUACCACAUCUAAGUGCAAGGAGUCCUCGAGAUGAGGGGUGUUAUCAGUCGGCCUGUCUUCUUCUUCUUCUUCUUUUGUUCCUUGCUGCUUCUGGCACUGAGCUAUGGUGCUAUGGCCGAUGGGAAGGAGAACAGGACCACACUGGCAUUUCGUGUUGGGGUGAUACUGGAUAAUGAAACAUGGGUGGGAAACGUCAGCUGGGCCUGCAUGUCCAUGGCCAUGGAUGAUUUCUACUCGACGCAUCCUAACUACACCACCAGAGUAGCCCUCAUCGGCAAGGACUCCAAAGAAGAUGUUGUGUCUGCUGCAGCUGCUGCGGUAGAGCUACUAUGGAAUGACAAAGUUCAAGCUAUCAUCGGUCCGCAGACAUCAGUCCAGGCCAAAUUCGUGGCCGAGCUUGGUAACAAGUCGCAGACUCCGAUCAUCUCCUUCUCCGCCACCUCCCCAUUCCUCGCCUCGUCUCGCACCCCCUACUUCGUCCGCACCGCCCUCAGCGACUCCAGCCAAGCCCAGGCCAUCGCCGCGCUCGUCCGCUUCUUCGGCUGGCGCCAGCUGAUCCCUAUCUUCGAAGACACCGACUACGGCACCGGAAUGAUCCCGUACCUCGUCGACGCUUUCCAGGCUACCGAUGAGCGCGUCCCCUAUCGUUCCAUGGUCCCCCUCAUGGCCAACGACGACCAGAUCCUCCGCGAGCUCUACAGCCUCAAGACUAUGGGGACUAGAGUUUUCGUGGUACACGCCUCAGACGCACUCACCACGCGCCUCCUCCUGAAGGCGAGGGAGGCCGACAUGAUGCAAGAAGGCUAUGCAUGGAUCGUGACCUACGGCCUAACUGACCGUUUCGGCGUCUUGGAUGCCUCCGCCAUCGACGCAAUGCACGGAGUCCUGACCGUGAAGCCCUACGUUAUGGGCUCUGCUCGGAAUGGCGAAUUCAGCACGAGAUGGAGCGAGAGACUUCGACGAGAUCACCCCACUGACAAACCAGUCCAGCAUCCAAGUGUCUACGCACUGUGGGCAUAUGACACUGCCUGGGCCAUGGCAUUGGCAGCAGAGAGUGUUGCUUUGGCAAGUAGAACUCCAAGUACUUCUCCAUCCCCUUAUCUCAACACCGCGGCUAAAAACUCGUCUCUGACGGAGCUGAAGAAGCUCGAAUUCUCGCCUAAUGGCCACAGAUUGCUCGAGUCGAUGCAGGGCGUUAAGUUCGACGGAAUUAGUGGAAAAUUCGAGCUCAAGGAUGGGCAGCUGGAAUCAUCGCCGUUUGAGAUUAUCAAUGUCGUGGGAAGCGCCACAAAGAGGGUCGGCUUCUGGACGACAGAGCAUGGGGUGUCGGGUGAUUUGAACUCUAAGGCGAACCUCGAGAGCGUGGUGUGGCCUGGAAACGCUUUGGCGGCUCCCAAAGGGAUAGACUGGGAAACGGGAGGGAAGAAGCUCAGGAUCGGGGUGCCAUUGAAGAAAGGCUUCAGUGAGUUUGUGAACAGGGAGUGGAACCCUCUGACGCGUAGGAACGUGAGCGGCUUUUGUAUCGAGGUGUUUGAUCUGGUCAUGGCGUCGCUGCCUUACGAUGUGCCUUACGAGUACAUUCCCUAUGAGGACAACAACGGGGAGAUGAAGGGCAGCUACAGUGAUCUUGUUUACGAGGUUUACUUGCAGAACUUUGAUGCAGUGGUGGGAGAUGUGACCAUCACACCCAACCGGUCUUUGUACGUGGACUUCUCAGUACCCUUCACUGAGGUGGGGAUGUCGAUGGUGGUGCCCGUCAAGGACGACCGCGGGAGGAGCGCGUGGAUCUUCUUGAAGCCGCUCACCACUGAGCUCUGGUUGGCCAUCGGUGCCUUCUUUAUCUUCACCGGCCUCGUCGUCUGGGUGCUGGAGCACCGCGUCAACGACAGCUUCCGAGGCCCACCUCUGCAUCAGCUGGGCACCAUCUUCUACUUCUCCUUCUCCACAUUGGUCUUUGCUCACAAGGAGAAGGUGACGAGUAACCUCACAAGGGUCGUAGUGAUCAUCUGGGUCUUCGUGGUGCUCAUACUCACAUCAAGUUACACAGCCAGCUUAACCUCAAUGCUCACAGUUCAGCAACUUCACCCAACUGUUACCAACCUGCAUGAUCUGAUAAGGAACGGGGAGUAUAUUGGAUACAUGGGUGACCCCUCGAUGCUGCAUCUGCUAAACAUUGACAAGUCAAAGCUCAGAAGGUACGAGUCUCCUGAUGAAUACGACGAUGCGCUGUCCAAAGGCAGCGCCAAAGGUGGUGUUGGCGCCAUCAUCGAUGAGAUCCCUUACAUCAAAGUCUUCAUUUCCAAGUACUGCGGCAAGUACACCAUGGUGGGAAAUAUCUACAGGACUGAAGGGUUUGGCUUCGUCUUCCAUAAAGGUUCACCUUUCGUCCCAGAGAUAUCAAGGGCAAUACUGAAGGUCACUGCAGAUGUCGAGAAAAAGCUGUACAGGAACAGAACUACUUGCCCAGAGCAAAACGGAGCUGCAACAUCUGAUAGCCUCACAUUCAACUGCUUCUGGGGUCUCUUCCUCAUCACAGGAACCACCUCCGUUCUUGCACUCUUCUUGUUCUCGGCUUUCUUCUUGUACGAGCACCGCCACAUGCUGAGCACCUCCACGGACUCCGACGGAUCCUCGGUGUGGCAAAGGUUUGUUCUGAUGGUGAAGUCAUUCGAUCGGAAAGACUACUCAUCUUAUGCACUCAGAAGGUCCUGCCUCAAGGUCGAAGAAAUGAAGGCAGCACACGACCACAGUGGCCGUUCUUAUGCUACUUCGAAUUCACAUAGCACCUCAGACUUGUCCUCUGGUUCUCCCUAAGUUCUGCAGAAGCUGCAAAAGGAAAGUAUUCAUAUUGUUCUUGUCCUAGCAACUCCUACGAGUAUGGAAGAAUAAACCAAAUGUGCUACAGAA